AUGUCGUCUGAAACCCUGCCUAUAUCACCAGCACGCUUUGCAGAGGCUAUCAAAGACCUCUCGCUGGCAAGUCUUCACCUCAAAGUUCUAGAAAUUCGCAACUCCAUCGCGCAUCUAGACUACUCCAACGAGCAGCUCAGGCCAUUCGCGGAAGGCAAGGAGCCAGUACAUGGAGGAGAUGGCACAGCACAGCCGGACCAGGACUGUAUUGACGCCAUCAAGGAGAAUGAGGAUGUCAUUGAGCGCAUGCAGGAGCGCAUCCGGCUCGUCCGCGUCGAGGUUGAAGAGAACCGGGGUUGCAGCUGGACUGAAUUUGAGAGCGCGGAAGAGAGGGGCCAGAGGGGCGAGCAAGCUACAGAGAGCACUGCGCCUGGAAGCACUGGCGCCCCUACAACAAACAACACCACCACGUCGACAAUCGCCGCCGACACUCGAGCGACGAGCGGGCCGAUCGUUGCAGACAAGAACUGCGAGAAGCUUCACUACAUCUCGCCUCAGAUCUGGUGUGCCGGAGCUGGUACGGCAGCCGAUACGGAAUUCACAACAGCCAUUAUCUCGUCUCAGCUGGAACUACACUCACUGUCAACAGGCCGCAAACCUCGCGUCGUUACAUGUAUGACCAUGCUCAAGCAACACCUCUUCCAAUACCAGGGCCACAUCGGUGCAUACCUCGUCGUUGCGGGCGUCGACCCUACUGGCACGCAUCUGUUCACCGUCCACGCACAUGGUAGCACCGACAAGCUCCCAUAUGUCACCAUGGGCUCAGGAUCGCUGGCCGCCAUGUCGGUGUUUGAAACUCAGUGGCAGAGCAAGCUUGAUGAGGCACAGGCGAUCAAGCUGUGCAGUGAUGCGAUUCAAGCCGGUAUUUGGAACGAUCUGGGAUCGGGAAGCAACGUUGAUGUGGCCGUUAUCACAGCCGACAAGACGAGACUGCUGCGCAAUUACAUCAAGCCUAACGAGAGGUCAAAGAAGCUGCAAAGCUACAAGUUUGCCCGGGGCACGACGGCUGUGCUUAAUGACAAGAUCGUUAAGAAGGAGGAGCUGAGCAAUUUCAUCAGUGUCUCCGAGGUACCCGCCGAAGGCGACAGUAUGGAGGUUGACUCAUGA
Messenger RNA from Pyricularia pennisetigena, 1107 nucleotides. RefSeq lists its product as uncharacterized. The transcript has 2 exons. The coding region runs from base 1 to 1107 and encodes 368 amino acids. Gene Ontology annotation, cellular component: proteasome core complex. Lineage: Eukaryota; Fungi; Ascomycota; Sordariomycetes; Magnaporthales; Pyriculariaceae. The record is from RefSeq and is a predicted model, not a curated record.